This is a messenger RNA of Prosopis cineraria, 1839 nucleotides long. RefSeq names its product 3-oxoacyl-[acyl-carrier-protein] synthase I, chloroplastic. NCBI's taxonomy places the organism in Eukaryota, Viridiplantae, Streptophyta, Magnoliopsida, Fabales, Fabaceae. Gene Ontology annotation, biological process: fatty acid biosynthetic process. Gene Ontology annotation, molecular function: 3-oxoacyl-[acyl-carrier-protein] synthase activity. The record is from RefSeq and is a predicted model, not a curated record. The coding region runs from base 220 to 1617 and encodes 465 amino acids. The transcript is spliced from 7 exons.
ACUUGGUUUGGUUUCUCCGCUCGCCUCGUAAUUGUCACUAGCAAUGGUUAAACGGGCUCUCGGCACAUCAGUCACUGAAUCGCAUAUAAAGCAUAGCUGAAAUCGAUUUAGAGGCACUCAGAUAGCUCCCGGCACAUUCAGUCCUGACUUGUCUUCCUUCUCAUAGUUAUCAGCUUCAAGCUAAUCCUCUCCCUCCGCCGUUGAAGCCGCCACAACACCAUGCAAGCACUUCAAUCCCCAACUCUUCGAGUUUCUCCAUUGGACCCACUUCGCAAAUCGUCCAAUGGCACAGCAAGAAGAUCCAACAAGGUGUCCUACAUCUCGGCCACUGUAUCCUCCAAUGUUUCCGCCCCGAAGAGAGAGAAGGACCCGAAAAAGCGGAUUGUUAUUACCGGAAUGGGGCUUGCCUCUGUAUUUGGCAACAACGUCGAUACUUACUAUGACAAGCUUCUUGCGGGUGAGAGUGGGAUUGGCCCAAUCGACCGAUUUGAUGCUUCCAAGUUUCCCACCAGGUUCGGCGGACAGAUCCGAGGCUUCAACUCCGAAGGGUACAUUGAUGGUAAAAACGAUAGGCGUCUUGAUGAUUGCCUUCGGUACUGCAUAGUUGCUGGCAAGAAGGCUCUCGAGGAUGCCGACCUUGGGGGUGAUAGGCUUUCCAAGAUUGACAAGGAACGGGCUGGUGUUCUUGUUGGUUCAGGAAUGGGUGGUCUUACCGUCUUUUCUGAUGGUGUUCAGAAACUUAUAGAGCAAGGAUACCGCAAAAUAACUCCUUUUUUUAUUCCUUAUGCAAUUACUAAUAUGGGUUCAGCCUUGCUUGCUAUUGAUCUUGGAUUCAUGGGUCCAAAUUAUUCUAUUUCAACUGCAUGUGCUACCUCCAAUUAUUGUUUCUAUGCUGCUGCCAACCACAUACGUAGGGGAGAGGCUGAUCUAAUGAUAGCAGGUGGGACUGAAGCUGCUAUUAUUCCCAUUGGGUUAGGCGGUUUUGUUGCAUGUAGGGCUCUGUCCCAGAGAAAUGAUGACCCAAAAACUGCUUCAAGACCAUGGGACAAAGAACGAGAUGGCUUUGUAAUGGGUGAAGGUGCUGGAAUAUUGGUAAUGGAGAGUUUGGAACAUGCAAUGAAGCGAGGUGCGCCUAUUAUUGCUGAAUACUUGGGAGGUGCUGUUAACUGUGAUGCUCAUCAUAUGACUGAUCCUAGAGCUGAUGGACUUGGUGUAUCUUCAUGUAUCCAGAGUAGCCUUGAAGAUGCUGGUGUUUCACCUGAAGAGGUCAACUACAUAAAUGCUCAUGCAACUUCUACUCUUGCUGGUGACCUGGCAGAGAUUAAUGCUAUCAAAAAGGUUUUCAAGAACACUUCAGAGAUCAAAAUUAAUGCCACCAAGUCUAUGAUUGGGCACUGCCUUGGUGCGGCUGGGGGUUUGGAAGCCAUUGCCACAGUGAAAGCCAUAACAACUGGAUGGCUACAUCCCACGAUCAAUCAAUUUAACCCUGAGCCGUCAGUUGAUUUUGAUACAGUUGCAAAUGUAAAGCAGCAACAUGAAGUUAAUGUUGGUAUUUCAAAUUCAUUUGGAUUCGGUGGACACAAUUCUGUCGUGGCAUUUUCUGCUUUCAGGCCUUGAGUUGUUCAGAUUGUCCACACCUCAUAUAGAAUGAAUCUUACUUGAUCGAGGUUUUGUUCUUUAUUCAUUUCUGAGGCUGCUUCUUUGAAUUUUUAGUCCGUAAUUAUUAUUUUUUUAAAAAAAAAACCCAUAGUUUUGUGGUGUUUGUAAUCUGACAGCGUGAGGACAUUUUGGUGUAGUAACUUAUGAAUAAAGGGCUUGGCCAAAUUGGUCUGAUUUUUA